Dunckerocampus dactyliophorus (ringed pipefish) is the source of this 4985-nucleotide messenger RNA. It is a transcript of the gene saga, whose product is annotated as S-antigen; retina and pineal gland (arrestin) a. The transcript is spliced from 16 exons. Gene Ontology annotation, molecular function: G protein-coupled receptor binding. The coding region runs from base 190 to 1386 and encodes 398 amino acids. NCBI's taxonomy places the organism in Eukaryota, Metazoa, Chordata, Actinopteri, Syngnathiformes, Syngnathidae. Gene Ontology annotation, biological process: G protein-coupled receptor internalization; signal transduction. The record is from RefSeq and is a predicted model, not a curated record. Gene Ontology annotation, cellular component: photoreceptor outer segment; photoreceptor inner segment.
CGUGGUCAUGGGGGGGACAGCUGGGUCACACCAUUGGCUGUAGGGAAGGAGUGAGAUGUUGAUGGACAGCAGGUUUUUCUGCAUAUAGAGCUCACACUCACAUUCAACAUCACCAACAUUUGUGCUCGUUCUCCUGCUACAUCGUCAUCUUCGUGUUUGUACGUCCAGACGCCACCCGAGCAGAGCAGCAUGAGCCCCAAGAAUGUUGUCUUCAAGAAGAUCUGCAAGGACAAAUCGGUGGGAGUCUACAUGGGGAAGCGAGACUUUGUGGACCAUGUGGACUUUGUAGACCCAGUAGAUGGUGUCGUCCUCAUUGACCCCGAGGCACUGCAGGGGAGGAAAGUGUUCGUCACUCUGUCCUGCACCUUCCGCUAUGGUCGUGACGACAUGGACGUGAUGGGCAUUGCGUUUCGCAGGGAGCUGUAUCUGUCCACCCGCCAGGUGUACCCUCCCCUACAAGAUCGUGAGCAGGGCAUCCACACAAGGACUCAGGCCAAGCUGCUGCGUAAGCUGGGAGACAACGCCUACCCGUUCUUCUUUGAGUUCCCAGACAACCUGCCAUGUUCGGUUGCGCUCCAGCCAGCGCCACGUGACGUUGGCAAGCAAUGUGCCGUGGAGUUUGAGGUCAAAGCGUUCAGCGCCGAGAGCCAGGACACCAAAGCACACAAACGGAGCUCCGUGAAGCUGAUGAUCAGGAAGGUGCAGUAUGGUCCAGAAAUUGAAGGGGAGGCGCCCUCUGUGGAAAUCACGCGGGACUUUGUCAUGUCGGACAAGCCGCUGCAUGUGAGGGCCAGCCUGGACAAAGAGAUUUAUUACCAUGGCGAGACCAUCAAAGUGCACGUCAAUGUCACCAACAGCUCCAGCAAGAACGUUAAGAACGUCAUCCUCGCUGUGGAUCAGGUGGCCACGGUGGUGCUGUACUCCAACGACAGCUAUGUCAAAUGUGUUGCCAUCGAUGAAUCUGGAGACACCGUGCCUGCGGGGGGCACACUCCAAAAGGACUACAAGCUCCUCCCCCUGCUGGCCAACAACAGAGAGAGGCGAGGCAUAGCUCUAGACGGAAAACUCAAACACGAAGACACCAACUUGGCGUCGUCCAGCAUUAUCAAGCAGGGCGUCCUGAAGGAAGUCCUGGGAAUGAUAGUGUCCUACAGAGUCAUGGUCAAGCUCAUCAUUGGAGGCGUGAUGGGGUCAAGUGAGGUGGAACUGGAGCUUCCUUUCAAACUCAUGCACCCAAAACCUGACACAGUCAAAGAGAGUGAGAUGGAGGAGGAGAUGGUGUUCCAGGAGUUCAAGCGGUCUUACCUGAAAGGAAUGACCGGUGACGACGACGAGGAGGAGGCCAACGUGUCGGGCGGCGACGACAUGGCGCCUCAAGAGAAGUGAUCGCCCGCUAUCAAGCUAACACUGCUGGCUGGUUUGAUCAACAUUAAAUUGUAGUUGUAGAUAAUAAGUCUUUGUGUAACCAUGCUAGAUGCUAAUUAGCGCCUGACGGUAAUGAAAGUGGCGUCUUCACCAAUGGCAACUAAAAAGAAAAUGUUCUUUAUAUAUCACACUAAACAGAUGGCUGUUUGCAUAUUAGCUGCUGCUGUUCUUAAUGCAAGCGUAAUAGGACUUUUAGUGCUUUAGUUCAUAUUUUAUGUAUGUGAGAGAGAAAAGAAUAUAAAAGAAAAGCAAAUGAAUAAAGCACUUCUUCAACACAUUAAACACUUAAUGUGCACUUUUACCAUGCGGCGGACUAUUUGGAUCUUCUCACAUUGGUGCUAGGAAGCAAUGUUGUGCUUCUCCAUCUACAGAAGCGGUGCUUCCCCAGGACCCUCCCAUCUGUACCCCCCCCACCCCACCCGCCCCAACCCCAUUUGGCGGCUUGUCAUUGAGCCAGGGACCCACCGUGGACCAUGGCAGGCGUUGGCGUGCAGCUGGUAGCUGCUGAAGGUGCUGCUCCUGUCGGAGCAGGCGUACAUGUCAUUGUUAAAGGGGUGUCCUCGCCGCUUUCUCCUGUCGUUUUGAUGACCAGCCGGAAGUUUCGGAAAAGACCAACCUUGAGAGGCUUCUGUGCGACCGCUAGGUGGUGGGCGAAGAUGUAGGUGUUGUUGACAGUGGCAGUGUAGACUCCCGUAGGGUGGUCAAAGUGUCCAUGUUGGUUACUGAGGACGCGUGGAAAAGGAACAGACCAGUCAUAAAGAGUGAAUGACUGGUUGAUGCAGAGAACAUUGAUUGUAUGGUGAGUAUGCAGGGCCCAAGGAGGCCCAUAUGGCCCAAGUCUCCCCAGCCACCCUUCAACCCCACUAAGCCUUGUGCACACUGAGCCCCCCUUGACCCCUUUAUCUCCCUUUUCACCCGUCACCCCAUCGGUGCCAUCUUUCACCCCCACCCCCACUCGCACCCCCACUACUGCCCUGGUCCCCCCUUUUGGCCCCUCAUGGUUUGCCCCCCCCACCCCCUAAUAAACAUCCUAUCACUGUUAGUUUGCAAAUGAGCCAAGACGCAGCGCUGUGUUGUCAGGUUUCAAGACAGAGCGGACUUUAAGGAAACAAGCGAUAUAGAGAACUAAUAAUCAAUAACAACUAAAAGCAAAGGUUACUGUAAUGUCUAUGUAAUAUAUUUGUCCAAUUAACUGGGGGAAUAGUUAAUAAAUAGCUGUUUUUCCCGUGUAACAGCCCUGGUAAUUGGUGUGUCUUCAGCAUUGUGUGAGAGAUCCUUCUCCACAUUGUCACAGGUCCAAACCCCUAACGCCGCACCAUGGACUGAACAUACAUGGUACACAAGAGAAAGAGGAAUUUGGUGAUUGUGGCACAUGAGAGGUCCACAACAAAUAAUUUGAACAUGGAUGAAUUUGUGAGAGCUUUUGCAAUAGGAAGCAGGAGACGGCUGCUGUGGAGUGGAGUGAAGGGGAUAAAGAAUAGGAAGGUGGAGAGACAGGAGUUACUAAUAAAUUGUAUAUAUUUUUUUUAUGUUUUAUAAGAAGGAAAAAAAAGUUAUAAAAUGUUCUGCUUUGUAUCUGUUGUGCAACUUGUGUUGUGUUAUAUAACUAUUUAUAUUCUUGCUGAUUGUUUGUUGAUUUUUUUUCAUAAGACUACCUUUCAGUUUUGUAAAUAUUGAUGAUAGUGAAAAGUCUUUCUUAGGGUCACAUUAUUUGAGCGUAAGCCCAUCCAGUUAAGAUCAAUGUUAUGUUGUUGGUUGUUAAAAUCUUAAGAUAUUAUAUGUACUUUUCAACUUUUCAUUUUUCAGCUUCCCCAGCUUGCCACCUUAUUGUGGUCAGGGGGUUUGCAUGCCUCAGUGACCCUCAGAGCUAUACCAGCAGGAGCUGAGUCUUUAGGUGGAACACCCAAGUUGGACAGGCCUGACAAAGUGCAAUCCACUUCUCCAGGUUAAAGGCUGGACGCACAGCUAACAACCCAUGCCAUGAACAAAACACUAAUCAAAAGUGCUGGUGCAAGAUGUGUAUGCAUAAUGCCCUCUCACAUUUCUGUGACUGCCCCCCCUACAUGUGCAUGUCUAAAAUAUAUACAAGUAUACCCUAUACGGGACAUGAGUCCAAAUGUUAUGAACAGAUCAAAAGUGAGCACAAUAGUGUACCUAAUGAAGUGGCCAAAGGAAGAAAGCAUUGGACUCAUCACUGCCUCACGUGCAUGGUGAGGAUGAUGAAAAGUGAAAAAGUGCAGCAGUUUUGAUUGCUUCGAAGUCCCGCCUACAACAGCCUCCAUCUCACCUGCUGCUCCAUGGGAGCGGGGGAGCGGGAGGUAUGGCGUGUACAUGCGACGUGACCUGAUUCGACCACAAUUGUCUGUUUUGUCUUCUUUGUCCGGAACCUUCAGUCAAGUUGACUCAACAAACAUUCUCCAAGUGGCCCACGACCCCUUCUAGACCCCUUCGUGAAAUGUAACUAAACCUUCGAGCGUUUGUGCCACUUGGGCACGUUGUUUCCUGCUGGUGAAUGACAUAACCACGCACGUUGCGUAGUUUGCGCUAUGUCAUUCGCGCCCGCUGGAAUCGAUAAGGGAAUCGUUUGCAAACUUGGCAAACAAUUCCGAGAAAUUGAAACAAUGGGAACCAGUUCUCAACAGAAAAUGUUUUUUCAUUCCCAUCCCUCCUAUUGAGGUGCUUGCGGGAGGUGAAUAGUAGCACAGCAUUGGAGCACACACACACCACCUCCUGGCCUGGGCCCCGCUUCUGGCCCUCCAUGCCAGGGUCUCCAGGUCUGCUCAAUUCCCCUUUAGUACCCCUCAAAAAUUUUGAUCCCUCACUUCCCCCAAAUCAAGGAAGUACCCGGGGUCCUGGGAGACCUGAUGGACUGAGUCCUUGUUUGUGUAAAGCAUGCUUGUGACCCUGCCCCAAGCCCAUCUCUAAAUAGCCCAUGGAAGCAAAAGCAGUCCUUGAGGCAGGUUUUAUUUUGACGAGUCCAAACACAAAGUUAAAGCGAGCCGAGGCCAACAAGAAGAUGAGACAAAAGAUGAAGAUAGUUGACCCUGAUAGGUGUCCUACACACAUAUACUGUAUGUAUACAGUAUAUACUGCACAUUCAUUUUGUUACUAAUACAUCACCCAAUUAUUAUCAGGAAAGAUAUUCAAGAUCAUUUUUCCCCCAGUUUAGAUCUGAUGUGUUUUAUAUACAAAUAUCUGGAGAGUGUGUAAGAAAAUACUAGAAUUACUAGACAAGAAUAAAAUAACUUCAGAGCAACUUGGGGCAUUCUAACCAAUAUUAUUAGGAAUGGUACUCACAAAACAGAUUACCCUCAUUAUUUCACAGUUGGAAAUGCCAAUUGUGAUGAUAUGAAUGAGGUAAUUGAAAAGUUGAAUAACUACUACCAAAACCGGAGGAAAAGAGCCCAAGAUUCUGGUCAGUGGAGGAAAGGAUUGAAACUAUAGACAGGAACAGGAAUUGAUGUAAAACGGAUGAGGGGUAGGAUUAAAUAAGCUUUGCUUCUUCCUACUCCUUUUCGGACAUGUGGAACUGUGAAUUGUAAUAUGUGAUGUAUUUCAAU